Cynara cardunculus var. scolymus (artichoke) is the source of this 1305-nucleotide messenger RNA. RefSeq names its product pectate lyase-like. The transcript is spliced from 3 exons. Gene Ontology annotation, molecular function: pectate lyase activity. The record is from RefSeq and is a predicted model, not a curated record. Bases 1 to 1185 code for a protein of 394 amino acids. Lineage: Eukaryota; Viridiplantae; Streptophyta; Magnoliopsida; Asterales; Asteraceae.
AUGGAGAUGGCUAAAUUCAAGUCGGUGUUGGUCGUAUGUUUCAUUUUUGCGACAAUUAUCGUGGCCGAUUCCAAUCAUACCAUCAACAGCAGGAGGGGGCUGAGGAAGAAACACGAAGGGCCGUGCGUCGCCCAUAACCGUAUCGACAAAUGCUGGCGAUGCGACCCGAAAUGGGCAGAUAACCGCCAAAAGAUCGCCGAAUGCGUUGAAGGCUUCGGUCACAACACCACCGGUGGAAAAGCCGGAAAAAUCUACAUCGUCACCGACCCAUCGGACAAAGACAUGGUAAACCCGACUCCGGGAACCCUCCGCCAUGCCGUCCUCCUCCCCGAACCCGUUUGGAUCAUUUUCAACUCCCAUAUGCACAUCAAACUCAUGGAGGAACUCAUUUUCGCUAGCGAUAAAACCAUCGACGGCCGUGGUCAAGAAGUCCACAUCACCGGCGGUGCCGGAUUCAUGUUGCAGUUCAUUCAUAACGUCAUUAUCCUCGAUAUUCAUAUGUACGAUAUUGUGCCGGGGAAGGGUGGAAAUAUCAGAUCGGCAGCUGAUCAUGUCGGAAUACGAGGAGCAAGCGACGGAGAUGCCAUUAGCAUAUUUGGUAGCACUGAUAUUUGGGUCGACCAUUGCUCGUUCGCCGGCACAUUCGAUGGACUUAUCGAUAUCGUCGCCCGAUCCACCAAUAUCACCAUUUCUAAUUGCCAUUUCGUCAGACACGAUAAGGCGUUGCUAUUUGGUGCAAGUGAUGUUCAACCAGAUGAUAACAUGUUCGUCACACUCGCAUACAACCAUUUCGGAAAAGGACUUACACAGCGAUUACCGGCGGUGCGAUGGGGAUUCGUUCACGUCGUCAACAACGAUUACACACAGUGGAAGAGCUACGCGAUCGGAGGUGCCAAGGGCGCCACCAUCAUCAGCCAGGGCAACCGAUUCGUCGCAGAAGACGGUGCUGCCAAGGAAAUAACCUACAGAAAGCAAGCACCAGAAGAAGAAUGGUCGAAAUGGACAUGGAGAUCGGAAGGAGAUCUGAUGCAAAACGGAGCUUUCUUUGUUAAUUCAGGAGAUCCUAAUUGGGCUGCAUCAUAUAAAGGUUAUCCAUUGCUUCCGGCGGAACCAGCUGAGAAUGUCGCGCUUCUAACAAAAGUUGCCGGUGCUGCUCUUGGAUGCAAAGUAGGACAACCGUGCUAAAGCUUUUCGAGCUGCUGCUGCUGCCAUGGCGGACGGAAGAUUUCAGGAUGGGUUUGAUUUUAGGACGUAGAUGUAUGUACGUUGUUUUGUUUGAAUUUAUUCCAACUAAAUGUGUAUUAU